Messenger RNA from Rhopalosiphum padi (bird cherry-oat aphid), 607 nucleotides. RefSeq lists its product as uncharacterized. The transcript has 3 exons. The coding region runs from base 244 to 573 and encodes 109 amino acids. Lineage: Eukaryota; Metazoa; Arthropoda; Insecta; Hemiptera; Aphididae. The record is from RefSeq and is a predicted model, not a curated record.
UUCAAAAAAAAAUACUAUCAUUAUUUUAUAUUUUUUAUAGUGGUGGAACGUUAACUGAUAAUAUUUACUAAAAUUUUCCCACUCUUCAUAAUGAGCUAGAAAAAAAAUAUUUAUUAAAAAUCGACUCGUAAGCUAGCGUAUACAGUCGUCCCUUUCACAGUCUCUAUAGUCACCCUUAUCCAAUAAGUACUAAGUACCUGGUACUUACAUUCACGGACGUUCAACGCAUAUCUGAAAAUAAAUAUGUCGGAUUCAUCAGCAUGUUCAUUUUUCGACAGUCCUGCUAGAUUACACUCGCCUUCAAUUUCACCGCCAUUAUUUCCCGAAUCAUACGACUACGAACACUAUACACUAAAUAUUAAUAAUGUUACCGAUGACGGAGACAGGACAUUAGAUUUUGACCCAAAUAAGCCUUUUCCAUGGCGCUCACCUCAUUCGGAUGAAACACAUGUAUCCGAUUAUGAGAUACUAAGUCCUUAUUCAAAUGAUGCGCAGUCUUUCCAUUGGUCAAAUGGUCCAUGGCGUGAUGACGAAUUGCAUUGGAAAAAAAAAAUUUUACAGAGAUUUCUGUAAAAAUACUGCAUACUUACUCUAAAAAAUAUACAAU